UCUUCCCGAUAGGCUUGCGGCAAGCACGGUGGAGAGUGGCUGUAAUGGCCGAGCCGCAUCCUCCUCCAAUGAGGGGGCUUCGAGAAGCGCUGGAGGCUCAUCUGCAGGGCCUCGGCAUCCAAGCACUCAGUGUGGAACAUCCGGCAGUAUUCACAGUUGAAGAAAUGAUGCCUUAUGUACAACAUUUAAAUGGAGCUCACAGCAAAAACCUUUUCCUUAAAGAUAAGAGGAAAAAAGGCUUUUGGCUGGUGACAGUUCUGCACGAUCGACAAAUCAAUUUAAAUGAUUUGGCUAAGAAACUGGGUGUUGGAAGUGGGAACCUGCGCUUUGCUGAUGAAGCAGCCCUGUUGGAUAAGCUGAAAGUUGGCCAAGGAUGUGCAACCCCCUUAGCUCUUUUCUGUGAUCAGGGAAAUGUGAACUUUGUUUUGGAUGCUGGCUUUCUGGAAGGAGGUCAUGAUAGGCUUUAUUUUCAUCCAAUGACCAAUGCAGCAACUAUGGGCCUGCACCCAGACGACUUCCUAAAAUUUCUGAAGUCCACAGGACAUGAACCAAUAAUUGUGCAUUUUGAUGAAAGCCACAAGUAGCUUUGUAACCCAAUAGAGUAACUGGGUUGGAACUUGGAACUUCUUUAACACACAUAAUGAAACUCUGCAUUCGGAAAGGUUUCUAGGGUAGAAGUCAUCAUUGGAAAAUCAUGGGAGUAAAUCUCCACUCUUUUUAGUACAUUUAGUGCUGAUAUUUAUGACUCAUUCAUUCAUGAUUUAUAAGAUUAGUAAAACGCGCUAUUUGUGCACUA
This is a messenger RNA of Protobothrops mucrosquamatus (brown spotted pit viper), 796 nucleotides long. RefSeq names its product prolyl-tRNA synthetase associated domain-containing protein 1. NCBI's taxonomy places the organism in Eukaryota, Metazoa, Chordata, Lepidosauria, Squamata, Viperidae. The record is from RefSeq and is a predicted model, not a curated record. Gene Ontology annotation, molecular function: aminoacyl-tRNA deacylase activity. The transcript has 2 exons. The coding region runs from base 45 to 584 and encodes 179 amino acids.